Messenger RNA from Auxenochlorella protothecoides, 1704 nucleotides. RefSeq names its product Diacylglycerol O-acyltransferase 1. NCBI's taxonomy places the organism in Eukaryota, Viridiplantae, Chlorophyta, Trebouxiophyceae, Chlorellales, Chlorellaceae. The coding region runs from base 1 to 1704 and encodes 567 amino acids. The transcript has 8 exons. Gene Ontology annotation, biological process: lipid metabolic process. The record is from RefSeq and is a predicted model, not a curated record.
AUGCCCCCCGUGGACCCCCUGCUGACCUCCCUCUCCGCCUGCUGGCUGGUCUUUGCCACGACUGCACCGACAACAUACGUUGUGGGCGCCACCUGGCUGCAUCGCACCCGCAAUGGGAACGAGGACCCCCGCCCCAGCCAGCCCGGGUGGGGGUGGGGGACGGGGGGUGGGGUCCGGACCCUCGUGUUCCAGGCCCUCAGCCUGGUGACCUGGCUCCUCGGCUGCGCCGUGGCCUUUCCCGUCGUCUUUAGCGUCCAAUUGGACCAUGCAGACGUGACACGUGAGCUCCUGGCCGGAGCAGCGGCGGUGGGUGCUGUCUCAGCACAGCUGUUCCAGGUGUCGGCCCUGCUCAGCUUUGAUGCCGGGGCCAAGCCCCUCCGCAUCUGGUCCGGCCUGCAACAGGGCCAGGUGGACGUCAUGUGGGAUGUCAAAAAGCCCUUCCGGGGCGGGGCCUGGUUUGUGGCGACCCAGGCCCUGGGCUGGGCCCUCUUCUCGGCGGGCCUCACCCUCAUGCUGUACCUCAUCGCCCAAGGCGCAGCGGGUGUGAUGGAGGGCGCCCGGCGCUACACCUGGACGGCGGGCGCCAUCAUGGUCACCGCCCAGCUGGUCCUGGCCAGCUCCCUGGUCUUCUUCCAGGGGCCGCAGCGUACCAUGCAGCUGGUCAGGCAAAUCAGCAUAUCCCUGGGCGAGGAGGCGCGCCCCCGCAAUUUGCGUCAGCGCCUUGAAAAUGUGGCGACCAUCAUCAUCCUGUACAUUCCGAUGCACGUGACAUCUGCGGCCAUGGCUGCAUACUUCUUCUUCCUGCCACCUCACAUUGCUGUCACCUUGCUGAUUGCCACGCUCUUCGUUUACUACACCGUCACCAGCCUGGGAGGCGCGCCCGAGGUAUCAGGGCGCCGGGAGUGGCCUGCCUUCCAGGACUGGUUUGGCCGGCAGCUGGAGGAGGUGCUGCCUGCCUGGCUGGGGUCGCUGGAGGUGGUCCGGGAGGGGGCCUCCCAGCCGCUGGACCCAGAGAAACGCUAUGUCUUUGGCUUUGCCGCGCACGGCCUCUACCCCCUGGGGGCCGGCUACCUCCCAGUGCUCCCCUCCUUCCGGCGCCUCCUCCCUGGCAUCCGCCCCGUCACCCUCACCGCCUCGGUCGUCUUCGUGCUGCCCGUGCUGCGUGACAUCCUGGCCUGGCUGGGGCUGAGGGUGGUCACACGCCGCUCUUUCUUGCGUGCCCUGCGCGAGCGGGGCUCCGUCCUGCUCGUCCCCGGCGGCCAGGCCGAGCUGGUGCACACCCACCGCAUCUUCACCGCCCGCGAGUACUGUGUGUACCGCAGUCACAAGGGCUUCGUGAGGGUGGCGCAGCAGGCACAGGCCAGCCUGGUCCCCCUCCUGGUGCUGGGCGAGAUCGACUCCCUGCGCAACCUCAUCAGCGCCCCGGCCAUGCUGCAGUGGACCUACAAGCGCCUGGGCUUCCCUGUGCCGUACCUCAUCGUGGGGCGGUGGGGCCUGACGCCCUUUCCUCAGCCCACGGGACUCAGAUUCAUCAUCGGGGAGCCCAUCCCCCCCGUCGAGCUGGGGCCGGGGGAGGAGCCCACCCAGGAGCAGGUGGACACUGUGCAUGCGGCAUUCUACGAUGCCAUGCAAGCGCUGUGGCACAAGCAUGCCCCCAGCUUCCCGGGGUACGAUGACGUGAAGUUCGUCCUGGUUGACAAGUAG